UCAUGCCGAAUGUCAAUCAAUUGUGGUUUUUGGUUCGUUUCGUUUCUUGUGAUAUUAUUUGUACGGCUUUUCUAAAAAUAUACGAAACAGAUAACUUGUUCGCUAUGCAUUUCAAGUUAGCUUUGUAAGAAAUGUUUGACGAAGUAUCAUAUAUUUAAUUGAAAUAACCUACUUACAUAUUACGUGCACCUUCGAAAAGUUAUUUAGUCAAUAUGCAUGUGCGAGUUCGACUCUUCGGUAAACCCGAUGCAAUCGUAGUUGUAGAAUCGAAACUGACAAAGAUCGACCAAUUUCGUCGUAUUAUCAAAGAGAAAUUUGAUGUUCAACCGAAACUGCAAAGAUUAUUCUACGGUGGAAAGUUGUUAGAAAAUGGAUAUACGUUCCACGACUACAACAUCAAACUCAACGAUGUUAUACAACUCAUGGUUAGAGCAGAACCUGAAGAAAGCUCUGAUAAGCCUGAAUUUGAAAAAGUUAAGAAUGACCAAGGGGAAGAUUCUCCCAAAACACAAGAAAAAGCUAUUUAUACAGAUGCUGAGAGUUCCCUUUAUGCUGUUGGUGACUUAAUUGACAUGAGAGACAUGGAACAGGGUGCUUGGUUUGAAGGAAAAAUUGUCAGGAUAGUGCUAGAUCCCAAAGUCCUGCCAAAAGAGAAUAAUACUACCGACACUGAAGUUACAACUAUUAACCAUAAGUUUGAAAGUAAUGACAAACAAGAAAAUUCUGAAAAUAAGCCUCCUGUGGAACCCAAUGAAGACAGCCAAGCAAAAUCUAAGAAGAAAGGGAUUGCUAAGUAUUUCUCAAAAUCACCAAAAAGUAAAAAGAAAUCGAUUGAGAACCAGAAUAAUAAUCGACCCAGCAAUAGUGAUAUGAUUGAAGAUUCGGAUUUACUAUUCAAAGUGGAAUUAGAAUCAGAGGACAAUGAGUCUGAACACUACUGCAAGUUAAAAGAUAUUAGACCAAGAGCAAGGACUGUUAUAGACAUAAACAAGUUAAAAGUUGGCCAAAAAGUGAUGGUCAACCAUAAUACUGAAGAUAUUUCUGAAAAAGGUUAUUGGUAUGAUUUCAAAGUGGAUGAGAUAAAGAAGCAAAGAACAAAUUAUGAAUUAGUAGGAACACUAUACCUUGGACCUGAAGCAGUGCCUCAAAAUGAUACUAAAGUGAGGGUCAAUGACAAAAUUUUUGCCAUUGAAGAAGUUGUGGCUCUAGCAGAUAGAUCAGAAGUGUAUAAAAAGCUAAUGAUUACACCUCCAGAUAAAAGAGCACAGCCUCUGGAAUGUUUAACUUGUAGAGAUGACGAGGACGCGCCUUGCCGCGACUGCGGCUGCUUCGAAUGCUUGGGGAAGGAAAACCCUGAAAAGAUAGUAUUAUGCGACGAAUGCAACCAUGGCUACCACAUGGACUGCCUGAAGCCAGCAUUGAAGGAGCUGCCCGAGGACGACUGGUAUUGCCCGUCAUGCAAACGGGACACCAAGGAGGUCAUUGCCCCCGGAGCCGCCAAGCAGACAAAGAAAAAUAAUGCUUCUAAGAAAGACUGGGGACGCGGGAUGGCUUGUGUUGGUAAGACGAAGACGUGUGCCAUGCCGCCGAACCACUUCGGCCCCAUCCCCGGGAUCGAGGUGGGGAUGUGCUGGCGAUUUCGGAUACAGCUGUCUGAGACUGGUGUCCAUCGCCCACCAGUGUCGGGUAUUCACGGUCGGGACGUGGAAGGAGCGUACAGCAUAGUUCUUUCUGGCGGGUAUGAAGACGACGUGGACAACGGCAUAGAGUUCACGUACACGGGCAGCGGAGGCCGGGACCUCUCCGGCAACAAGCGGACAGCUGAGCAGUCCUGCGACCAGACCCUCACCAGGGAGAAUAAAGCGUUAGCGCGCAAUUGCGCAGUGAAGCAGAUCAGCGAACAAGGCGGCGACGCGGGCGCAGAAUGGCGCGGCGGGAAACCUGUGCGCGUCGUGCGCUCCUACAAGAUGAUGAAGCAUUUCCCCAAGUAUGCGCCCAAGGAAGGGAUCAGGUACGACGGGAUAUACAAAGUGGUGAAAUAUUACCCGGAGAAGGGUUUGUCCGGGUACCGGGUGUGGAAGUACCUGUUGCGGAGGGACGACCCCAACCCCGCGCCCUGGGAGCCCGGGGCGAAGGAAUAUCCUAUCAUUUAUCCCGAUGGCUACCUAGAAGCGGAGGCAGAGAAGAAGGCUCUUAAGGAGAAGUCGAACAAAAAUGCGAAGGUCAAGAAGAGAGCGUUGCGGGAAAGCAACCGUUCCGAAUCCGAUGGUGAGGUUUCACCCCCUUCUAAGAAGCAAAAGACUGAGGAGAAGAAGAAGAAAGGAAGACCGUCGAAAAACAAAAGUGUGACUGAGAGCCCCAACGCCAAGAUUCCCAACAUGUUUGCGAAGAGUCCAAAGACUAACAAGGGUAUCGCCAAAGAGGCAGCAUUGAGUCCAGAGGAGGAAGGGGCCAUCAAAGGCGACUCCCUCAAUGAGAAAUUGUGGACUGAGUGCUUGCAAGUGUUGGCAACUGGGGGGAAGCGGGAUUUCGUCGAGCACGUGACCCAGGUGUUCCUCUGCAUCAUCUGCCAGGAGGUGGCCGUCAUCCCGGUCACCACGCCGUGCCUACACAACUUCUGUUUAGCAUGCAUAAAACUGGCAUUCAAGUCAACCGGCACACGGACUUGUCCGUGUUGUCGCAACCAACUCAACAAUUACGAACCGGAACCCAACAGCAAACUCAAAAUGGCGCUCCAGACCGUAAUGCCGGGUUACGAUGCCGGACGGUAACUUUACACCGACAUCUUGUAUGCAAUUGAAGGGAAGUGACGCAAAUAAAAGCCAUCAUUUACUUAAAAUAAUCCGAGUCUGGUGUCGUUCACCGAAAUUGUGCCAAAUGUUUAUUUCGUUCAAAGAAAUCGUACCAGACGUGUUGUUACUGAAAUAUUGUUAGGCGUGUUGCGAAUUCACUGAAUUUGCGCCAAGUGUGUUGACCACAGAAUUUGUAACAUUAUGGACGAAUUAAAUGUAGCAUAUUGACACGUUACAUUCAAUCGAUAUUAAUCCCGGUUCUAAUUUAAAUUUUCAAUUUCGUAUUGCUUUAUGUUCACUUGUUUUCACUGAGCGUUAGAACGAUAUGUAUUUUAAUAUGAAAAACGGCAAAUGACACUUCUGGGGGGUUACCUAAACUGAACUGCGUCGCAAAUUCGUACCAUCGAGUUAAUUUUUUGUAUGAAUGCGAUUCAUUUUAGGUGCCUAAAUUGAACUAAGUUGCAAUAGAAUCGUUCUGUAAAAAUUGAUGGUAGGCCUGCUGAUUCGACGUUUGAUUCAAAUUUAACGCCUAUACGCUAAACGUAGUAAUAGUAUAAUGUAGCUAAUAAAAUAUCGUAUACUCACUGUGGAAUAACACUAUGCUCAAUAUUAUCAGUUAUUUUGUUUUCAUAUCACUACUUAAGCGUACUUAUAUGUCUGUAGGCAAACUUCAGCGUCGCUGCUGUUGAAUAUAUUGGACAUUAACACGUUCCUUUGCAAAUGGAGGUAGAUAUGUCAUUAUAGAAGAAAAAAAAAGAAAAGAAAAUCUCAACAAAUAUGUGCGCUCUGAAUGGUGUAUGUUUCCAAUUGGUGUAAGUUUCAUGGGUUCAAACUAUUUGUAUUAUUACCCCGCAAGAUAAUCAUGCACUGUUCAAAAGCAUAUUGUUUUACACUGUCAAUCCUAAUGUGUCUAUCCUGUAAACAUGCAAGCAGAUUCUUCGAUAUACUAUUUUGCUUAUAUAGGUAAUUUAGCAUUAUUGUAGUGAAAAUGUUGCUAGCCCAUGUAUUUUAAGUAAAUGAAUUAGUAUUAAAAUAUAAGAGUCUGUGCGGAUUAAAAUUGGAUUGAAAUUAUUAAUAUAAUUAGGUCCAGCAAGCCGUGAAAGCGGAACAGACAGGCUGUCGUAUUUAUAAUAUUAGUGUGGAAGUAUGGAUAAAACCUUUUUGGGAAAAUGCACUUUUGUCCGAAUUUAUUCCGCGCAAUCUUGUAUGGAAUUGAGUUUAUGUGUAUAACUUAUUUCUUACACUUAAUAAUUAGGUGGCUUCAUUUCAAAGCCAUUGUAGUUAGAAAGAUAAUAAGGAAAAUGUAUGAUUUGAUUUAUGAUUUAAUUAUGAUUUUAAUAUUAAUAUCUUUUAUUCUUUUGAAGGCAUUCCGGUUGCGAGCUUUUAGCUAAGCGACAAUUUAUUGUAAAGUACAAAUAGGGCUUUAGAACUAUAGCUUAGGUAGGGAUUUAGAUAUAUUUAAUAUUAUUUUAGUUCAGUAUAACAGGAUCUGAUAAGUACCUCACCUUUAUCGUGCAGUGUGUUAUACAUGUUUCUAAGUUAAAUAAUGUUACAUUUUUAUUUUUUAUUUCAAUUUUCACCUUGUAUGAUAAUUUUGUGGAGAAAUACGUGUUAUUAUUAUGUUUUAUAAUGUUGAUAUUAAAGAUUCACCAAUUUUAUGAUGGGGUAUUUUACAAUAUGACGACACAUAAGAUAUUUUUUUUGUUAAUGACAAAAACAAUAAUUUAUUCUCUCAUGUGAGCGUGUUGUCGGUUUCCUCGGCCGUUGAGCGCUGGAACCCGGGAUCCGCUUUAAAUAGUGUUUUGUCUAAAUGCUAAAGUAUGUUUUGUCUUAAUAUUUGAAAUUGACGGAAAGAGACAAAACAUGCUAUUGCUUAAAGUAUACUUUAACUUUUUUAUGAAUAAUAAGGUUUAUGAGACGAGGUUAAUUUUCACGCAGAAUUUUUAAAUUAUAACUACUAUUUCAAUAUUAGAAAUUAAAGUUAGACCCUGAGUACAAGCAACUUUUGUCUUUCUCUCUAUUUGAGCGUUUUCCCGGUUAUUUCCUCAGCCUUAGAGUCAAAGUGGGGGAAGCUGACAUUCUGUACCGACCCCACAUAAAGAGUAGGUUAAUGAUUACAAGGAACUGGUAACCCAGGGUCCAUUUUCCUAACUUUUGUCCUUUUGGUUAAUAGUAAACUAUAGCUGCGUAUGGAUAUUUUUUUAUACCAAUUUAGUCUAAUAUUUUAUGUUACCAGAACAAUAGAAAAUAGUUUUAUCCAUAGGUUUAGUAUGUGUAUUGUUCAUAAAAUAAUUUACUCAAGCUGAAGUAUGUUUUGUAUAGUUCGAUAGUGAUAAAACAUACUUUAGCUUAAAGUAUGUUCUAACUUAUUUAUAACCGUAAAAUCAUAGUUCCAUGCCAAAUAAAGUAGUUAUUUCACUAAAUGUAGAUCGGCUUGCGCUAUUUACCCACAGAUAUAUUUUACACCGAUUUUAAUCCUGAUUAGAUGUGCUGUAUAACAACAACGCAGACAUUGUAUAGCAAUACGACGCACGUCAAUAUCAAAACCUAUAAAGAGCAACGGAACAUUGACUGUACAGAAGAAGGCGUCGCUACUGUUGAAUAAUUUUGACUUCUAUAUUUUCCGUUUUAGGGGUUGGGUCAAGUAUCCUCGUAAUUCUGUACAGUCAACUACACAUCAAGAUCCCCACGUUAACAUUGGAUUCGACCCUGUUACUCCUGCGUAGACUCAUUUUGAACUAAAAUCACUGAUUAUUGUUAGUGAUUUAUAUAUAUAACUCACACGGUAAUUAUGUUGAUAUAUAUUGUGUUGUAUAAUAAAUUUGUUUGGUAAUUA
Plodia interpunctella (Indianmeal moth) is the source of this 5628-nucleotide messenger RNA. Its product is annotated as E3 ubiquitin-protein ligase UHRF1-like. Gene Ontology annotation, biological process: negative regulation of gene expression via chromosomal CpG island methylation; protein ubiquitination. The record is from RefSeq and is a predicted model, not a curated record. NCBI's taxonomy places the organism in Eukaryota, Metazoa, Arthropoda, Insecta, Lepidoptera, Pyralidae. Gene Ontology annotation, molecular function: ubiquitin protein ligase activity; protein binding. The transcript is spliced from 16 exons. Bases 213 to 2771 code for a protein of 852 amino acids.